UCGAGGCGAGAUUGCAAGGACAUGAAAACGCGGCAGCAAGGACAUCCCGAUUAUCCACGAUGAAGAUCACAAAACACAAGAAAACUCGUAAGUAUAUGAGUUUCUACAUCAACAAUUUUGGAUUCCGCGAACCCCUGCUCUGCCUGAUCGAUGGAAGCUUCUGCCAUGCGGCGUACAAGAUCCGGCUACAAAUCGAAGAGCAGCUGAAGAAGUACUUCCAGUGCGAAGUGAAACCGAUAGUGACGGCUUGUAUUAUUACGGAGACCGAUAAUCUGGGGGCCGGUUUCGUCGGCACCAGUCAGCUGUUGAAGCGUUUUCUGGUGCACCGGUGUGGUCACGAGAAGCACCCCAUCGACGGGUCCUCGUGCAUCAAGGCAAUCACGCAAACGUGUCGCUAUAUCGUCGCAACGCAGGACCGGGCACUGCAGCAGUGGGUCCGCUCGAAGCCGGCCAUCCCGCUGUUCUACCUGCACAACAGUUCCGUGCCAACGCUGGUGCAGCCGUCGGAAGCGAAUCGAAAUGCCGCCAACGAGGGACAGCGUAAUCGGGUGCAGGUGCGCACGUUGGAUCAACAGACUCUCACCUCACUGAAACAGAAGGAAGGCCUUGCCGUGGACGAGGCGAAAGUUGUGCGUAAGAAAAAGAAACCCAAAAACCCCAAUCCGCUUUCGUGCAAAAAGCCAAAAAAGAAGAAUCAGGCAGCGAAUAACAGUGCACCACAGCCGCCCAAAUCGGAAGGGGGAGUGGUGAAGAAGAAGAGCAGAAAACGCGUCAAAUUGGCCAAACACGUGGUGGAACAUUUGAAAGCUACCGUCGGUGGCCCCAAAUAAAAUGUAAAAUUUAACAGUAAA
Molecule: messenger RNA, 851 nt
Organism: Anopheles aquasalis
Lineage: Eukaryota; Metazoa; Arthropoda; Insecta; Diptera; Culicidae
Product: rRNA-processing protein UTP23 homolog
Cellular component (GO): small-subunit processome
Source: RefSeq, a predicted model, not a curated record